Molecule: messenger RNA, 794 nt
Organism: Rhopalosiphum padi (bird cherry-oat aphid)
Lineage: Eukaryota; Metazoa; Arthropoda; Insecta; Hemiptera; Aphididae
Product: calphotin-like
Exons: 2
Coding region: 141-506 (121 amino acids)
Source: RefSeq, a predicted model, not a curated record
GGACACUUGAGUUAAUGUCAUCGGUCCGUAUAUAAGUGCAAGUCCAUCUCUGUCCAAGUAUCAUUCGCCCAACAGCAGCUUGUAAAGCCAUACAAACUUCUUUCAACUCUUCAACCAACCAAACCAACCAAAUACCAAAAAUGAACGCCAUCAUGAAAAUUACAUUAGCCGCCGUCGCAGUGUUCGCAUCCGCCAUGAUGACCGCUUCUGCCAAACCCGCCGGACUCGUGCCCGCCGCCGCCGUCGCUCCGGUGGCCGUUGCAGCGCCGUACGCCAGCUCGUUCACUUCACACAGCGUGGCCCAUAGCGUGGCCACUCCAGUCGUGCCAGCCGCCCCAGUCGUAGCCGCCGCCCCAUACGCCGCAGCGCCCUACGUCGCAGCACCUUACGCGUCAGCCCCUUACGUCGCUGCAUCACCUUACGUCGCGGCAUCACCUUACGUCGCCGCACCUUACGCAGCUUCCCCUUACGGUUACUACCCGUACGCAGCUCCGGCUUACCUGUAAAGGCUGCCCCCCGAGCGACGACCACCACAAAACAGUCGACCACGAUGACGGACGACCGCAACGACGAGGUCACAAACAACGCCACUGAUUCUUUUCAUUCUUGUAUAAUUCUAUCGCAUUAUAAUAACAAUAUCAUACGGUCGAUAUAGUAUUAUUAUAUAAUUCAUAAUAAAGAAAAAAAAACAUGUAAACGUUACCGCAAUACGAAAACAAUGCGUAUCGCGUGUGUAAACGCUAAAUGUAAUAUAAUACGUACGAGUACAAUAAAACAUUAUGUAAAUUUAAUAA